Cylas formicarius (sweet potato weevil) is the source of this 2894-nucleotide messenger RNA. RefSeq names its product TRPL translocation defect protein 14 (gene Ttd14). Gene Ontology annotation, molecular function: GTP binding; phosphatidic acid binding; phosphatidylinositol binding. Gene Ontology annotation, biological process: photoreceptor cell maintenance. The transcript has 10 exons. Lineage: Eukaryota; Metazoa; Arthropoda; Insecta; Coleoptera; Brentidae. Bases 272 to 1624 code for a protein of 450 amino acids. The record is from RefSeq and is a predicted model, not a curated record.
GAAAACAGAAUCGCAUUGUCUUUCGCAAAAGUACUCGCGCCGCGUGCGGUGCUUGGUGCUUCGUUGAACGAACACAAAAUUCUUACAAAAUAUGGAAAAACUCAUUUAAUCAAUAUUCAUUAUGCGCCUAGUUUAUUUAUUUAGUGUCCACAAUUUUGAUUUGCUUUCUUGGAAUUAUUUAUUCUUAUUUUGUUCCGGUAUUUUGUAAAAUUUAAUUGGAUAAAUAGUUACCCGCAAUUAGAACGGCAUUUUUGUUUUAAGUUCGGUCAAAAUGGAAAAAGGGAAAAAUAAAAUAGUUUACAAGCUGGUGUUAACUGGAGGUCCUUGCGGUGGCAAAACCACCGGACAGGCUAGACUUUCUACCUUCUUUGAAAAUCUAGGAUGGAAGGUAUUUCGUGUACCUGAAACAGCCAAUGUUUUGCUAAGCGGAGGUGUGAAAUUUGUGGAUUUAAAUGAUGAAGAGGCGUGUCGAUUUCAAGAAAACCUUUUGAAGACGAUGCUCCAGAUCGAGGACACCUUCUUCGAACUGGGGCGUACAUGCAGAAGGAACUGUCUUAUAAUAUGCGACAGGGGAGCUAUGGACGCGUCAGCUUUCAUUCCCAAAGAACAGUGGGAUUCGAUCAUGCAAGGCAACUGCUGGAACGACGUAGAGUUGAGGGACAACCGGUACAAUCAGAUCAUUCAUAUGGUGUCGGCGGCUAAUGGUGCUGAAGAGUAUUAUUCAAUCGAGGACCAUUCGUGCCGUUCCGAAGACGUUGAGCUGGCCCGCGAUCUGGACGCAAAAGCCGCGUCUGCAUGGGUGGGCCACCCGUACUUCGACGUCAUCGAUAACUCCACCAACUUUGAGGGCAAAAUGCGCAGGAUGAUCGGCUCGGUAUGCCACAAGAUCGGCCUCGCCAUAGGUGACAGAUUGCUUAGCACUUCAAAGAAGCACAAGUACCUCAUCAGGGGUCCGUUGCCCGAAGAAUCCGUUUUCCCCAAAUUCCAGGACUUUGAGGUCGUUCAUAAUUACUUACAGUCCAACUCGCCUAACCAAGUCAGAUUAAGAAAACGAGGGCAGAGAGGUUACUACAGUUACAUACAUACGGUACGACGUCAAAAUCAGCCCGGAGGUCAAGUGAUUGAGGUAAAAACCCAGAUAACCCAUCGCGACUAUAUCAACCUGCUCACGCAAAAGGACAAUUCCCACUUUACAAUCUACAAGAAGAGGCGCUGCUUCAUAUUCAACAACCAGUAUUUCCAGCUCGACAUCUAUGAGCAACCUAGUCAUCCAAGAUGUAAAGGAUUAAUAUUACUGGAGACUUAUUCCGCCCUUGAGGAAAACGAAUUGAAGAAACAUCUACCAACUUUUUUGAAUAUUGAAAUAGAAGUUACCGGAAACCCUGAUUACUCCAUGUAUAAUCUGUCACUUAGAGAGGAUUGGAAAACUUCAAAGAAAUAUAACCGAACUCCUGCCAUAAUUACGAGUCCCGAAGACAAUGCCCUUUCAACAGUAGAUAAAAAGCAGAAAAGCCAAUACGCAAAUAAUGAAUGCAGAGGUGAUUUUGACCGCGAGACGUCGGUGAAAAUGAAUGGAUUUGAUGAUAUGAGCAGUGUCAAUAGUAAAGUUAACGGAAAAGCUUAAAACGCGUGAUAUAUUGUCAUAGUCAUUGUCCUAAUAGUAUUUUAAUAUGAGUUUCUGAGUGGUAUGUGGAUAUCGAUCUCUAGAAUCAUAAUGGCGAAACUUUAACAGUGUAUUUAGCAGAUAAAAGUAUGUAAAGUUCAUAUAAAAUUAUGUCCUCAAAUGUUUCAAUUUAGAGAGUGUUGUAAUAUUGCCAAAAAAAAUCUUUUAUUUUCUGCCUUCUAGAUUUUACUUUCAAACUUGGCAGGUAUUAUUCACUUAAAAACAAUUAUUAGUCACUUAAAAACAAAUUUAUAGAUUUGUUUUUUGUUUAACCAGUGGCGUUCGUGCGAGCAUCAUAAUUAAUUUAGAUAGUAAAAAAAAAUGGUUAAUAAAUUUAGAUCACCUGAUCAAUUAAAAGGAGAAUCUAGAAGAGAUUUGUCUAUAAAUAGGAAAAAAACGAUUUUUUUACAAUAUUCCAAAUGAAUCUUUUUGGGAGAUAAGUUUAUAUCAACUUUUUUCCUUAUUUUUUUCUUCUGAAUAUGUUAUUAACGUUGCUCCAUUAUAAUUAGAACCACCCUGUAAGCCAUAUAAAAAUUUCAGGUUCCUUCUUUUUUAAAAGGUAGGUUUAUUUUUUUGUCUGCGGUGAUAUAGUUAGGAUAGUAUUAGAAAAUUCUUCUUGUUUUUUCAGUCAGAUGUUUGAUUUUGAGUAAUAUAUAUAUGUAUAAUUAUGUAAAUUAGUGGCGUAGAAUGUCUUCAUUUUUAGAAGAAUCUGUAACAUUAGCACCUAAUUUUUUCGUUAUAAAUUAUUUAGGGGCGCCUCUGAAUCGUCGCAAUGUUAUUUUUUGUCAACGCAUUUUAGGGAAUAUCUAUCUAGAAAAUGGUUGUAUUGUGGUUUUCUGGGAGUAAAUUUCAUUCAUUCCCAGAGACAUAUAUUUUAUAAAAACUUAGUAUGUGGGGUUAUUACUGACUCUAGGUGAAUUUUUUUUAAUCGACCGACAACAAUCUGUGACUGUAUAAGGUUGACUAAAGAACGAGGGGGAGUCAUCUUAAAAUUUAUAAAACGUGUGUCAUCAAGAUAUCUUUUUCUGUAUAGAUCUAUUUUUAAUGUAAUAUACAAGCAAUUAUUGGUAUUGUAUUUAUUGUAAUUUAUAAGAAUAUCAGGAGACUUGCCAGUUUGUUAAUCUUGUUUAAAUCAUAUCCAUUUAUUUUGGAUGACUCUGGAUUGUGUGAAAUAAAUUUUGUACUUAUCUUUUCCGCAAUGGUACUUGAAAUAAAUUAUAUUCUGGAUGGA